Sinocyclocheilus grahami is the source of this 657-nucleotide messenger RNA. Its product is annotated as transmembrane protein 150A-like. The coding region runs from base 1 to 546 and encodes 181 amino acids. Gene Ontology annotation, biological process: protein localization to plasma membrane. The record is from RefSeq and is a predicted model, not a curated record. The transcript is spliced from 6 exons. NCBI's taxonomy places the organism in Eukaryota, Metazoa, Chordata, Actinopteri, Cypriniformes, Cyprinidae. Gene Ontology annotation, cellular component: plasma membrane.
AUGUUUCUGUUUGUGGGCGGAUAUGCUAUGGCUGUAAUGAACCACCAUGUUUGUCCUGUUGAAAACUGGUCGUACAAUGUGACAUGCACAGAGGAAACAGCCAAGCCGGGCUUCCCAAAAACAUGCUGCACCAUUCAAGACAUCCCCCUCAUCAGUAAGUGUGGAUCUUACCCUCCCGAGAGCUGUCUUUUCAGUCUCGUUGGUAAUGUGGGAGCUUUCAUGGUGGUGUUGGUGUGUCUGCUACGGUAUGCUCAGAUCAUUGAGCACAGGAACCACUGUUGGCUCAACACCAGUGGACUUGUGUCUGGAUGCACCAAUGCGGUGGGACUGGUCAUGGUGGGCAACUUCCAGGUGGACCAUGCUAAAACCCUUCACUAUGUAGGUGCGGGUGCUGCCUUCCCAGCAGGCAUUCUGUUCGUGUGUUUGCAGUGUUUGCUGACCUACCGGGUGGCUGUCACCGCUCUGGACUACUGGAUGGCUCAUGUGCGUGUGGCACUGGCUACUGGUGCUCUCAUCACACUGGUUCUCAGUAUCCUUCCUUAUUGAAUAUGGCUGGAAAAUGAUGAAUAAGUGUGUGUUGCAAAUUUUUCUUGACAUGGGUUGCUUAUUUGUCUUGGCUGUUUAGACCAUAUUACCUGUUUGCACAUCAUGAACUAU